GGGAGAAGGGGGAGAGGACACUUGUGCUGUGGCCUCUGUUUGCAGGGGGAGUGGGUUCACACCCAGGAGCUGCCACGCUCCUCAGUCACAGCCUCUGAGUGCUUCCAGGAUGUUUUCCCUGUGCACCCAGAGAUGUGCAAGCUCGCUGCUGCUGAUGGUGCUGCUGUGCUGCAUCCUUUCUGCCCCAGCACAAGCCAGCAAGAGCUCAGAGGACAUCCGCUGCAAGUGCAUCUGUCCCCCGUACCGCAACAUCAGUGGGCACAUCUACAACAAGAACGUGUCACAGAAGGACUGCAACUGCCUGCACGUUGUGGAGCCAAUGCCAGUGCCCGGGAACGAUGUGGAGGCCUAUUGCCUGCUGUGUGAGUGCAAGUACGAGGAGCGCAGCACCACCACCAUCAAGGUGAUCAUCAUCAUUUACCUGUCAGUGGUGGGGGCACUGCUGCUCUACAUGGCUUUCCUUGUGCUGGUGGACCCUCUGAUCAGGAAGCCAGAUGCUUACACCCAGCCCCUGCACAACGAGGAGGAGAAUGAGGAUGCUCGCUCCAUGGCCGCAGCCCCCACCCCAGCUGGUGCCAGAGCCAACACGGUGCUGGAGCGGGUGGAGGGGGCCCAGCAGCGCUGGAAGCGCCAGGUGCAGGAGCAGAGGAAGACGGUUUUCGACCGCCACAAGAUGCUGAGUUAAGAGCUGUGCUUAAGAUCUUCCCAAGAGCCAGGGGAGGGACAGCAAGUCAUCCCUCAGGACGUCGUGCUGGUGGACUGAAAGCUCAAACCUUCUCUGAUUUACUGUCCUCGUAGAGAGAAGCAGAACAAAAUGCUCAUCUCUGGUUUUGUCCCCUUGCCCUUCACCUCUCAGCCCAGAAGCUCCUUUGUCCUUCUGCCCACAUCUGACACAGGGCUCUUGCUCCAGGGCCUGGGAAGCUGCCUGAGUCUUCCUGGGAUAAAAAUAGUGGGAUAAGUCAUGUGACAUUUCUCCAGGAUGAAGAAGCCUCUCCCUCCUCCUCCUCCUCCUCCAGUCUGCACCAACGUUCCUUGGGCAUUGUGGUGCUGAGACAAGAGUGUUGUGCUGGAAGGGAGGUGGGAGCUACCUGCCAGUGCUCAGCUGCUGCCUGCACUUAACCCUGGUGUCAGCAGGGUGGAUUUCCACUCAGUGGAGUCUGCCCAGACUUCCACCACCAUAACUGGGAUUGCAGAUCAUUUCUGUGUAGGUGGCUAUCACAGAGUGAUCAAGGGACCAACAGGUAAAAGGGUGAUUCAUUUCUGUCUUUUCCUGCUUUAGCAGCCAAUAAAAACACAGUGGGGAAAAACCUUUCCCUUUGUACCCAUGCUGCUAACCCUUGAUGCUCUCACAGUGGGGCCAGGAGAGUUUUGGUCCUGUGUGAAUGCUCCUCUGGGUCUGGGGACCCUGGCAAGGGGACACUUGUGCUUCUCAGAACACUCCAGGAGCUCUGGCUGUUACUGGGCUGUGUGGAGGAAGCCAAAGUGAUUCUGCAAUGUCUAUAUUGAUCUCACUGAGAGCAUUUACAGUGUCGGGAAGGUGCUGGAGUUCAUCAUGUAGCAUCUCGGUAUUAAAUGCAGACAAAGAUA
Molecule: messenger RNA, 1587 nt
Organism: Colius striatus (speckled mousebird)
Lineage: Eukaryota; Metazoa; Chordata; Aves; Coliiformes; Coliidae
Gene: TMEM9
Product: transmembrane protein 9
Exons: 6
Coding region: 110-685 (191 amino acids)
Cellular component (GO): lysosomal membrane
Source: RefSeq, a predicted model, not a curated record